Messenger RNA from Malaya genurostris, 6360 nucleotides. RefSeq lists its product as uncharacterized. Gene Ontology annotation, molecular function: nucleic acid binding; zinc ion binding. Lineage: Eukaryota; Metazoa; Arthropoda; Insecta; Diptera; Culicidae. Gene Ontology annotation, biological process: DNA integration. The transcript has a single exon. The coding region runs from base 1 to 6360 and encodes 2119 amino acids. The record is from RefSeq and is a predicted model, not a curated record.
AUGAGCCAAAUCAGUAAGGGACGGAGUCGCAGCUCGAGGAAAGGUAACAUUGCUUUAUUAUCUAAGGCAUUUACAUCAGCGUGUCUGGGCUGCGACCAGCCGGACUCUGCGGAGGAUAUGGUACAAUGCGAUCGGUGUGAUACAUGGUGGCAUUUCACCUGCGCUAAUGUGGAUGCAUCGAUCAAAGAUCAAAAGUGGAUGUGCAGUAAGUGCCUGUCAGAGAGUUUUAAUUCUAGAGUUGGCGGAUCAAGUACAUCUAGUUCCCGGGCGAGAAAGGCCAGAAUCGAACUGGAGCUUCGUCGUUUAGAGGAAGAGAAAUCUCUGGCAGAUCGGUUACAGAUGGAAAAGUACGAGCAGGAAAAAGUAGCUAGAGAACGAGAAAAUAUACGUCUAGAAGCGGCUUUCGAGGAAAUGAAAGCAAGAGAAGAAGAGUAUCUCCGGAAAAAGUUUUCUCUGGAGGAAGCAAUCUUAGAUGAAGAAGACGGUAAAAGUGAACGGAGUCGCUGUAGUAUUCAAAGUAGCAGGAGCAAAGUUCAAGACUGGAUGAAUGCACAAAAACAAAGUGCCGGUGUCAGUUCGAGAGUUAAAGAGUCUCAGAUGGCAGCCACGCAGUUUGAUGAUUCGUCUGUCAAUAGAACGAUGUUGUCAGUUGACAUUGGUAAGGGUACAGUACACAAAACACCGUUAGCUUCGAAUGAUUGUAUAGUUCAGCAAACAAGUAAUUGUCAUGAAAAGACAGUGCUGGAUACAGGAGCGGUAGACACCGGAAAAUCUACAGCAAAUGGUCAAUCCAGCCUCACUGUGCCUGUUUUUCAGUCAUCGUUACGAUUUCCAAUCCUUCCAUUAUCUUCUGCGGAUCACAGUAACCAAGUUCAACGACCUGAAUGUGAACCAAAACGUAACCAGGUGUCAUCUCGUUUCCCUUCAUUAUCACGAUUUUCAACGCUACCGCUGCCUCCUGCAACUCGCAGUACUCAAGAACAACGUUCUCAACAGACACAUUUCCAGUCAUCAUCGCGUAUUCCUUCAACGUUGCAACCUACGUUUCCACGAUUGCCUUCUGCAUUUGGCAAUAAUCAAGAACAACGAUUUCAACAGCCACAUUUGCAGUUAUCAACACGUAUUCUUCCAAAGUCACGACUUCCGUUGCCACCAUCGCCUGGUGCAUUUCACAAUAGCGUGGAUCAUCGUAGUCGUUCUCACGAUAUGCUAGUAGACAAUAAUCAAAGAUUAGAGGAAGUGAACAGAACUCCUACAGCACAGCAACUGGCCGCGCGUCAUGUGAUUCCAAAAGAAUUACCAUAUUUUUCAGGAAACCCUGCUGAAUGGCAAAUGUUUAUUAGUGCAUAUGACAAUUCUACGAUGUUGUGCGGGUAUACCGAUGGGGAAAACUUAAUGCGUUUGCAACGGUGUCUCAAGGGAAACGCCUUGGAAGCGGUUCGAAGCUACCUUUUGAUGCCCGCUUCAGUUCCGUAUGUAUUGUCAACGUUGCGCACUCUCUACGGACGACCAGAGUUAGUCGUACAUUGCCUAUUAUCUAAAGUUCGUUCAGUGCCACCACCUAAGGCUGACAGAUUGGAAUCGCUCAUAAGUUUCGGAUUAAUAAUUCAGAAUCUAUGCGGCCAUCUCAGAGCUACUCAGCAAGAAGCACAAUUGCAAAAUCCCAUGUUGUUACAGGAGCUAGUCGAUAAAUUACCAGCAAAUAUAAAAUUGGAUUGGGCUCUGUACAAACAGCAUGUUUCAGUAGUUGACCUAGGCACGUUUGGAGACUACAUGUCGGCUCUUGUAUCGGCUGCAAGUGAUGUGACUACUCCGGCAGGAUGGGAGACCCCAAAAAUCUCGAUAGAUAGACAGAAGUCAAAGAACUUCUUGAAUGCACAUUCUUUAGACAACGGGAAAUCAAUUAGUGAUAGUCAUAAGGCAAGUUUUUCAUCACAUAACUGUCUAAUAUGCGAAAAAUCGGGUCACAAGGCAAGAGAAUGUACAGUGCUAAAGGGCAUGACAAUAAACGAGAGGUGGAAUAAGGUGGAAGAAAAACGUUUAUGUAGUCGCUGUUUAACACCGCAUGGCCGAUGGCCGUGUAGAUCAAAGCAUGUAUGCAAUAUAGACGGAUGCGAAGAGCAUCAUCAUCAGCUAUUACACCCAGCGAGAACAGAUACUUCAGUGUCCGAUUGCUCAUCACCGUUUUCGAAAGCAACUGUUGGUGCACACAGACACGAUCAACGCUCGAUACUUUUUAAAAUCGUGCCAGUGAUGCUUCAUGGAAAGAACACGUCGAUUAGAACGUAUGCCUUUCUGGACGACGGUUCUGACUUAACCCUACUAGAUUCAGACCUGGCCAAGGAGCUAGGUUUACAAGGAGAACGUGAUCCUUUGUGCCUUUCGUGGACUGCAAAUGUUUCCCGCGAGGAAUCAGAUUCGCUGAGAAUUGCAGAAAUAGAGAUAUCGAAACCGGCUAACUGUGACAAAAGAUAUCGAAUGACAAAUGUUCGAACAGUGAAAAGUUUGGAACUACCAACACAAUCAUUGGACUUCGAUGAUCUAGCGGAAAAGUUCACAUACCUUCGGGGACUGCCAGUUGAAAGUUACAAUUCUGCAGUUCCCAGAAUUCUUAUAGGCUUGGACCAUUCGAACAUUGUUCUCACACAGAAAAAGCGCGAACGACGAUUCGAUGAGCCAGUGGCUGCAAAGACACGACUAGGUUGGACGGUAUUCGGAAGAAUGGGUGAGGGUCCAAAUACAAAUACCUCUCUACACAUUUGUGCAUGCUCGAAAGAUCGCGAACUCCACGAUCUUGUUCGAGGAUUUCUAGAAACGGAAACUUUGGGAGUUGGAACUAUACCGCCACCAGAGUCCGAAGAAGAUCAACGAGCUAAACAUAUAUUACGUGAAACAACGACGCGUACAGUUGACGGUCGCUUUGAAUCUGGACUGCUUUGGAAGCAUGAGAUCGUAGAGUUUCCGAACAGCUUUCCCAUGGCCGAGCGAAGGUUAAAAUGCUUGGAACGAAAAUUACAUUCGAAUCCAGACCUGUUUGAAAAUGUCAGUAAGCAAAUCCUCGAAUUUCAGGAGAAAGGCUACGCUCAUAAAGCCAGCGAGAAAGAAUUGUUAACUUCGGAUCCAAAAAGGGUAUGGUACCUACCAUUGGGAGCUGUAGUACAUCCUAAGAAACCAAAUAAAGUACGCGUGAUUUGGGACGCGGCCGCAGAGGUUGCUGGAAUUUCGUUCAACUCCAUGAUGCUUAAAGGCCCAGAUUUGCUGACACCUCUAGCUACAGUACUCAGCCGCUUCCGUCAACGCCAAUUUGCGGUGACAGGUGACAUCAAAGAGAUGUUUCACCAAGUACAAAUCCGUUCGGAUGAUCGUCAGGCGCAGCGUUUUCUUUGGCGGAAUAACCAGAAUGAUAAACCUGAAAUCUACGUGAUGGAUGUUGCCACCUUCGGAUCUACUUGUUCGCCAUGUACCGCACAGUAUGUGAAAAAUAGGAAUGCAACAGACUACGAGAAAGAGUACCCCGAGGCCGCCGUAGCAAUCCGCGAGAAUCACUACGUGGACGACUUCCUAGACAGUCGUGAUACUGAGGAGGAGAUGGUAAAAAUAGCACUAGACGUCAAGCAGGUACAUUCCAAGGGAGGAUUCAACAUAAGGAACUGGCUUUCGAAUUCUGAAUACGUCCUGCGACGGCUUGGAGAAAAAAACGACGAUGAUGUUAAAAGUUUUUUGAUCGACAAAAGCAGUACAGCAGAACGAGUUCUAGGGUUGGUGUGGCGACCUACAGACGACGUGCUAUCAUUCCAAGUUGCUCUAAGAGACGAUCUGCAAGUGUUAAUCGAUGCAAAAGCAGUCCCAACAAAACGACAAGUACUUCAAAUUGUCAUGAGCUUUUUCGACCCACUGGGAUUUAUAUCCGCAUUCGUGAUCCAUGGUAAGAUUAUUAUUCAGGAGAUCUGGAAGACUGGUAUCGGUUGGGACGAUCCAAUUACGUCUGAGAUAGCGCAGGAUUGGUUUCGAUGGAUAAGUUUCUUCGAUCAAUUACAGAUGGUCAAGGUUCCCAGAUGCUAUUUCCCAAAUUACUCACCUGAAAGUUACGAUACUUUACAACUUCACGUUUUUGUAGAUGCGAGCGAAUCUGCUUAUUGCUGUGUCGCAUAUUUUCGGAUAGUUGAGUAUGGUAAGCCAAGACUUGCUUUGGUUGCUUCAAAAGCCAAAGUUGCUCCGCUGAAACCCGUUUCUGUUCCCCGAAUGGAACUACAAGCGGCAGUCCUGGGGGUUCGUUUGGCAAAGACGAUCGGAAAAAGUCACAGUUUAAGGAUAACCCAGCGUUUCUUCUGGACAGACUCAAUGACAGUCUUAGCGUGGUUGCGAGGAGACCCACGACGGUACCGUCAAUACGUGAUGUUUAGAGCUGGCGAGAUUCUCUCUGAGACUUCUUUGAGUGAAUGGAGGUGGUUGCCGACCAAAUUGAAUGUAGCUGAUGUUGGAACAAAAUGGGGAACUGGUCCAUCCUUCGACCCAAAUAAUAGAUGGUAUGCUAGCUCUGAAUUCCUUUUUGAAAAUAGCGUCGAGAACUGGCCUCGGCACGAUAGACCCAUAGCUCCUGCCGUAGAAGAAUUACGUUCAAAUCAAGCACACUUUACUCUUAUUCAUGCAACCGGUCAUCACAGGCUUAUCGAAUUACGCCGUUUUUCUAAAUGGGAACGUCUAGUUCGUACCGUUGGCUAUGUGUAUCAUUUUAUUAAUUGCAGUCGUCAACGAGUGAGAGGAAUGCUAACUUCCGAAGAGUUACAACAGGCGGAGAAAACGAUAUGGAAGACCAUUCAAGUCGAAGAAUAUCCUGAUGAAAUGAGAAUUCUUGAAUGGAAUAAAGACCACGAUUCAACUGACCGAAUUGAGAUUGAAAGUAACAGUCCUAUUUCGGCUCUCUCUGCCAUAGUCGACGAGUCAGGAGUUAUGAGGUUAGAAUCUCGCUUAGCGCAAGCAGAAUUCCUUCCUUACGAUACUAGAUUUCCAAUUAUUUUACCUAGAAAACAUCUAGCGACCGAACUAAUUGUUGACUGGUACCAUCGUAAAUUUGCUCACGCUAACGGAGAAACAGUGGUAAACGAAGUUCGUCAGAAAUUUUUCAUUUUCCAACUAAGAAGAUUAGUAAAAGGUGUGGCACGAAAGUGCAUGUUGUGCCGGGUGAACAACGCGAAGCCUCAGACUCCACGAAUGGCUCCUCUUCCAGAUGUACGUUUAAAACCAUUUGUUCGACCGUUCACGCAUGUUGGCAUAGAUUAUUGUGGCCCAUUUUUAAUAAAGGUUGGAAGAAGUCAAGUGAAACGCUGGAUAGCACUAUUUACUUGCAUGACCGUGCGAGCGGUGCAUUUAGAAGUGGCACACAGUCUCUCCACUGAAUCCUUCAAACUAGCUUUACGGCGAUUCAUCUCACGAAGAGGUUCACCAUUGGAAAUUUUUAGUGACAAUGGUACAAAUUUUCGAGGAGCUUGCAACGAACUGACUCUCGAGAUUCAAGCAAUAAAUCGGGACCUUGCCGGAACGUUUACUAACGCCAAUACGAAAUGGCACUUUAAUCCUCCAGCCGCCCCUCAUAUGGGUGGAAGCUGGGAGAGAUUAGUACGAUCAGUGAAAACGGCAUUAGCAUCACUAGGUUUCCCUAAGUCCGUUAACGAAGAGACGUUCUUAACAUUGGUUGCAGAAUCUGAAUCAAUCGUAAACACUCGACCGCUGACCUAUGUGCCGUUGGAUACUUCAGAGCAGGAAGCUAUCACACCAAACCAUUUUCUUCUGUUGAGUUCGAACGGAGUGGGGCAUGCCAUUAAAGAAACUGUCGAUUCGAGGUCUGCUCUGAGAUGUAAUUGGAAUUUGAUGCAAAAUCUCCUUGGGCAAUUCUGGACACGCUGGGUCAUGGAGUAUUUGCCAACAUUAACUCGUCGAACUAAAUGGUUUAAGGACACGAAGCAGAUAGAGGUCGGAGACCUUGUUAUCAUAGUCGAUGAAAAGAUAAGAAACAGCUGGAAGCGAGGACGCGUAGUGAAGACUCUACACGGACGUGAUAAUCGGGUGCGUCAGGCCUACGUACAAACUAGUUCAGGUGUUAUACGCAGACCGGUCACUAGAUUGGCCGUUCUAGAUGUGCUGGAUAGUGGUAAAGCUGAAGAAAAUUCGACGCUUUACGGGUCGGGGAAUGUUAGCGUACAGUGUAGCAAUGUACUCGAAGUCCCUCGGAAGUUAUCUGACAGCGGCAUACUGACGAGACACACGGCGGGUGCACUUGACGGUACGACUGGAUGCGAAGAAGAAAACAAAGUAAAAUUGUCAAACGGAAAGAUAAAAAACCGUGAAAAUUUGUUCGAUUAG